GGGGGGGGGGGUUUGCACUCAAGUUGCACCACCACUGCUUUCCCCUGGUUGUUUUUCUGGUGCUUUUGCAGUUGAAGCCUUAAGCACAUAAUUACCUUGUCUGCCCACAGGUCAAAUUUGUACCUGAUGAGAGACUCACGACACAACUUCUGCUCCCAGACGUCUUUAAAAAAAAAAAAAUCCUAGAAAAACUGCCUUGAAUUUCCAAUGACAUGGGAUGGUGUUUUUCUAUUAAAUAGAGUCAGAUGGCAUUUAAAUGUUCCAUUCCUCCGACAUCUUACACAUGAUUAAUGAUUUAGAUUUUUUUGUCAUUCUUUUCUGCUGUGUAUCACUGCUUCCCCCAACAAAUUUACCUAAAAUAAAUCGGUUAUCAAUUGUAUUAGGGAAAACACAGAGGAUGGUGGUGUGAACAUUUUUUAAAUCAUUAUUAGAUCAAUGGACAAAAGAAAAACCUAAAAUUUGGAAUUUACUUAAUAUUGAAAUGCCGAUGUAGAUGUAAACGACUUGAUCAAAGUUAAUGAAAACAACGAUUCUUAAAGCUGAUUAUACACUAAUUAAAGACAAUUAUGAAUAUUAGAUGAGGUUGGGGACUAGAAUAAAACUAUUACAGAUUUCUCGAGCAUUUUGCAAACCACAUAACCUCAGAAACCAGUGGGGAGUUUGGUUUUAUGUAUUUCUGGAUUAAACUUUAUCAAUUUUGGGAACCCCUGCUCUCCACCAGCUGCCCCUGGGAGAACCCCUGCAGUACCACGCACGGCCGCGGGGGCGACAGGGAGCCCCACCACUAACACACACAUACUCACACAUAGCUCCGCUAAAGAUGUGAAAAUGGCGGAGCUACAAAUGCUUCUGGAAGAGGAGAUUCCAGCGGGACGAAGCGCACUACUGGACAGCUUCACCAAUUUGGAAAGAGUCGCGGAGUACUGCGAGAGCAACUAUGUCCAGUCUCCAGACAAACAGAGGGCGCUGGAGGAGACCAAGAACUACACCACCCAGUCUCUGGCCAGCGUAGCCUACCUGAUCAACACGCUGGCCAACAAUGUCCUGCAGAUGCUGGACAUCCAGGCGUCGCAGCUCCGCCGCAUGGAGUCGUCCAUCAACCACAUCUCACAGACGGUGGACAUCCACAAAGAGAAGGUGGCCCGGCGAGAGAUCGGUAUCCUCACCACCAACAAGAACACAUCCCGCACGCACAAGAUCAUUGCCCCAGCCAAUCCCGAGAGGCCCGUGCGCUACAUCCGCAAGCCCAUCGACUACAGCAUGUUAGACGACAUGGGCCACGGAGUCAAGUGGUUGCAAAGGUUUAAGGCCAGCGCUCAGAGCAUGAAAGCCGGUGGAGGCGGACUCCCUCGCACCAACCCCCCCACACAGAAGCCCCCCAGCCCGCCCAUGUCAGGCAAAGGGACCCUUGGGCGCCACUCCCCCUAUAGGACACUUGAGCCGGUGCGUCCACCCGUUGUCCCUAACGACUACGUCUCAAGCCCGACGCGCAACAUGGCGCACCCCCAGCAGAGCCCCGCACGCACUGCAUCCGUUAAUCAGAGGAACCGCACGUACAGCAGUGGGAGCAGCGGAGGGAGCCACCCAAGCAGCAGUCGCAGCAGCAGCCGAGAGAACAGCGGCAGCGGCAGCGUGGGCCUACCCAUUGCCGUGCCGACCCCGGCCCCGCCCACUGCCUUCCCAGGUUCAGCCCCAGCCCCAUCCAACUCAGCAAAACCUCCCCCCAACACCUCCAACUCCGCCACCACCCCUGGGCCACCCACCUGUGUCCUAGACAGCCCCCCACAGGCCCCCAACCCCUCUGUAGAGAUCCCACCCAUACCCCCACCCCCUCCCCAGCUCCCCGCCUCUGCGGCCCCCACUGGCACAGCCCCCUCUGCUUACGGCAAUCCCGCACAAGGUGCUCCUCAGUUCUACAGCAUGAACCGCCCGGCGCAGCCGCCACAGAACCCGCCGGCGGGAGGCUCCCUGCCGUACCGCCGCCCCUCGUCUGUCACCGGUCAGCCUAGCCAGGCACAGAACCAGCUCAACGGUGGACCACACUUCGCCCAGAGCCAAGCGUUAGCAGGCCCGCUAGCGCCCCCUCCCCCGUCCAUGCAGAUCACCCCUCAGCUUCCUCUGAUGGGCUUUGUGGCCCGAGUUCAGGAGACUAUCUCAGAUGUGCCGCCCCCGCCUCCACCUGCUGACGAGCCGGUGUUUGAGGAGCCCACGCCUCCGCCGCCGCCACCAGAUGACUACGAGGACGACGAGGACGAAGAGGAGUCGGCGGUGGUGGAGUACAGUGACCCGUACGCCGAGGAGGACCCACCUUGGGCCCCACGCACCUACCUGGAGAAAGUGGUGGCCAUCUAUGACUACUCGCGCGACAAAGAGGACGAGCUUUCGUUCCAGGAGGGCGCCAUCAUCUACGUGAUCAAGAAGAACGACGACGGCUGGUACGAGGGCGUGAUGAACAGCACCACGGGCCUCUUCCCCGGCAACUACGUCGAGUCCAUCAUGCACUACGCCGACUGAACUGUCCCCCAGGUCUGAGAGGAGCGGUAGGAGCAGGGAAGGGAGAGGAAGCCAAGGGUUUAAGGUCAAAGACCUUGAUCAGGUGGAGUAUGAUCACCUCCGGGCGAAGAGAGAAGAGGGAGGCGGGGGGGAGAUGGAGCGGUUCUCAAAGAAGUUGGGACACGACAAACUGAAGCCGAGUCAUUCUCUCUCCGACAUAGUCGCCAUUGUAAAACAACCACUACUCUAGAUAUAUCCUCCCCUUUAAUAUUUCUUUCUUUGAUUCUUUGUUUGACUGAGGACUGGAACGGUGACGGAUUUAUUGUACCUUGAGAGUUUUGUGUUACAUUAUGAGGCCACUUCAUUGAUUUUGCUUCAUGUUUUGUUUUUUGUUUUACUAAAUUGCCCUUAUUUUAAACCAUAUUUAUUUGGAUUUUGUAGUGGGAUAAAUGGUAGGCAGGUAGUCGGGGCUACUGUAAGGAAUUUAUUUCCGGCAGGUUUCCACGCUGUGGCCUCAGAGGAAGGGCUGGAGAAGAACGUCUUUCCUUAACACUCUAGAGAUGUUUAAGAGAAAAACACGCCUCUCUAUAUAUAUAUAUAUAUAUUAACUUUGAUGCAACAACAAUAUCCUUGAAGGGAAAAAGUAGUAGUUAGGUACCUCAGCAGAGAGUGUGCCAAAGCUGACAUUCACUAAGAUAAGCACAUCAAACGUCUGAAGCUGACACAAAGCAAGAGAUACGUGGUUCUGACAAGACUUCUGAAAGCCCCAAGAGUGCUUUAAAUCUACAUUCAUUCAUUUUUUUCUUUUCUUUUCAAAGUUCGUUUAAUGACCUGAUAUGAUUUGGGGGCGUGCAAGUCCGUGGUUUAACUUGAGGGGACGAGUUUAGUCACUACAUUAUUCACUUUGCUGGCCAGUGUGCAUUGAUUUUUUUUGGGGGGGGAGCCCACAAAUAAAGAGGAAAGCCAGAAAAUCCUCAGUCGGCACAAUGACUUUGAUUUUGAAGUCUUACUCCGCAGCUCAACUGGCGCACUAAUCGUUUGCAGUGGUCGUGCGCACUCGAGACGGAAGGGUUUAGUUUGUUAUUUUUUAAUUAUUAUUAUUUUGUUUUUGAGUUUUACCAAGGGGUCAAGAAUCAUGUGAUGCUUGCAGAGACUGCAUGUUUCAACGAGGAAGAAGAAAACAACCUUUCCUUUUCUGCUCUACCUGAUGAUUAAUGUCAUAAUACUUUUAGAUAUGGUGUGGUUUGGUUUUUUGAUAUUCAACCACGACGAUGACGACGACGAUGCAUUUAGGUCAUUUCUGAGAUGCUUGUGCCAUAUUGGAGUGUGUGUUGCUAUUUCAGAGGUUCAUCACUUCAUUUGCAAUAAAUUGUCCAGAGUGGGGUGGAUUGACGUUGAACAACAAAUCUUUCUUUUCUUACUUUUUUUCUGUUUUCCCCAAGUUAUUUUAAAAUCAAAAGCACAUGCAUUUGUAGUAAAAUUUAAAAGAAUGGUGUAGAAGAAGAAAUAAUAUAAAUGUGAGAUGUAUUAUGUCCUCAGAACGGGACUUACUGAAUAUGAAAAGAAGCCAGCUGUUGUGUUGAAAUGGUUUUAACCGUUGCAAGCCCCCCGAUAAUUCUCUAAACGGCGUCAGUUCAGGCAUCCGGACUGUUUCCGAUAUGCUUGGAUGCUGGGUGUUUUGCGAGGGGGCUCAGUGCUUGUACUUAUGUCAGAAUCUUUAUUUUCUAUUAAAAAAAAAAAAAAAAGAAAAGAAAUAAUAACAAGUGGGUCUGUAUGUGAGUCUUGCAUGCCAUUGUUCUUAUCUGUACUGGUGUCCCGAAAAAAAAACCUGUGGCGAGAUCAUCACCCAUUCUUAAAAAAAGACAAGCAAGCCCCCGCAGCUCUGACCCGGUACCACCAGCCUCAUCCAAAGAGACUGUACAACUUUACUCCAAGCCCCGCCUCCGAGGAGUCAUCUUUGCCCCCCCCCCCCCCCCCCCCGUGAAAAAUCCUGUGCGUAAGCUGCUCGUGAAUCCUGUGGACAGGGAGAUGGAUGAAUGAUGAAAAACCUAACACUUGAGAUCAAUCUCAAAAAGCAUGACUCUUUGUUUUCUAACACUCAAAAAAAGAAAUUCCAAACAAUUUGUUUGCUGUCUGCAGGAUUCACAGCCCCUGGAGUCACAGGCGUCCCACGGGACAUCAAGGUUCAACAGUCCAUCAUGCCAUUGUGUUGCACAGUUAAAAGUUGAAUUGCAGAAGUAUCAUAUUUGUAAAAAUCAUGAGAACAAAGACAAUAAAAUUAUGAAGAUUUA
This is a messenger RNA of Scophthalmus maximus (turbot), 4784 nucleotides long. RefSeq names its product abl-interactor 2b (gene abi2b). NCBI's taxonomy places the organism in Eukaryota, Metazoa, Chordata, Actinopteri, Pleuronectiformes, Scophthalmidae. The record is from RefSeq and is a predicted model, not a curated record. The transcript has 12 exons. Bases 829 to 2514 code for a protein of 561 amino acids. Gene Ontology annotation, molecular function: SH3 domain binding. Gene Ontology annotation, cellular component: lamellipodium.